AUGGCAGACGGACUCAACCAGGCUCGCGCAGUACGAGUAGCCGAACUCAUGAACGACUAUAGAACCUUGUUGAUCCACAUUUCUCAACAACAAGCGUCCCCACCCUCCUCCGCCGAGUCUCAAGAACUGGGCUAUACCGUGCUGCGAGAAUGCCAUCAGGCGACGCAACGUCUCUUGGCCGCAAACUAUCAUCCCAGUCCUGUGGCGGGCAAUGGAGAUGCAGAGACGGAAAAAGCAGAGCUUCAGAGAGUCAUCAUCGACAGCAGCGCGCGUCGGUUCCAAGCACACAAGAUCUACCUACGAGCCGCCGCGGCUCAGAGAUGGAUCAUCGCUCGGUCGAACAUCCUGCGCGGUCAGGCGCCAUCUCCUGCUCUUCAACCGGCAUUGAAGGGCAUACAGGCUACGCUGCAGAACGAAUUGGCUCGCAUCACCGAUCGAUAUAUCGUCGCUGACCUUCGGGCCGCUGAUGUGCGUGCGGGCCAUUGGCUGGGUGAUGAUCCUUCAUUGGAGACCAUUCUUCGCUAUCUUCAGCGUCGCUAG
Penicillium diatomitis is the source of this 540-nucleotide messenger RNA. RefSeq lists its product as uncharacterized. The record is from RefSeq and is a predicted model, not a curated record. The transcript is spliced from 3 exons. Lineage: Eukaryota; Fungi; Ascomycota; Eurotiomycetes; Eurotiales; Aspergillaceae. Bases 1 to 540 code for a protein of 179 amino acids.